UCGAACUGCAUCGAAAGAAACAAUGUCGUUAUUUCAUUAACUCUCCUUUGUUCUAUUUGUCCUACAUAUUGUGGUUUAGUUCAGUUAUUUUUUGGUGAAGUGUUUAUUUUAGAUGUUAAAACUGGAUAUAAUCCGUUGGAGAGUUCGAUAAAUAACGAGGAAAUAACAUAAUUGGCUGUCUAUUUUUAUGGGCUGUUCUGUGUCAUGUGUCCACCGAGCGACGAUGUCGUUGUUUGGUAGGCACCCCAGCACCUCUAGCGAUGCCAGAGUCAUAUUGGAGAGAAAGCUGUACCUCGCCAGGGAGUCUCCCGAACCAGAUUACGAUGUCUCCGGCUGUGAACUACGACAAGUGCCGUCCGGUAUCUACUCAAUAUGUAAAGUGUAUAGAAAAACUCAUCUCCACCUGCAGUCAAAUAAUUUACAGUCCUUGGAAGAGGGUGGUCAGCUAUCAGACUUGCACCUCAUUCAAUAUCUCAAUAUCAGCAGCAACAAGUUUGUAAGCUUACCCAAUACAAUCCGAUAUCUCAUCAACCUGACUGAGUUAUAUAUCCAAAACAACUAUAUUACAUACUUGCCUGAAAGUAUACAUUUCUUGAAAAAUUUGAAUAUACUGGAUGUAUCAAAUAAUAAACUUAAAAGCUUAACUCCAUCUUUAGGAAAGUUGAAAAAUUUGAAGAAAUUGUCAAUAAUAGAUAACAAGGAUUUACAUCAUCUAUGUCCAGAGUUGUGUUUUGCAACUAAUAUCAGUCUAUUAGAGUUAGACGGAGAACUUUUUACUUUUCCUCCAGCAGACAUUGCUUCCAAGGGUACCACAGAGAUAAUGAAAUUUCUGUGCCAUGAAAUGAAAAUAGAUUACACCCCACCUUUACCUUUGGAACAUGAGUUUUCACCUGUUGCUGUAAUAGACAGUGUUAAGGAUUCUUUUGAUACUGGCAAGACUAUGUCAUGGGAGGAGCAAGAAGCAGCAAUCACCGAGCAAGAAAAUAAAUUCCACGAAGCUGCUAAACAGCAGAGGGAGCGGUUUCUGUCACAAGUGUUGCAGGAUCGUCUUGAAUUAGACACUGAGAUAGCAAAAGUUCAUGAAGCAAAAGAGACUGAGCGACAAAGACUGAUUAAAGCUAUUCAAGAGGAAGAGAAAGAAAUUGAAUGUUUGGUGAAGAACUUCAUUCAGACUGAUCAACUUAGGCCUGAGGUCAUCCAGCAACAGCUUGCCUAUGAUAUUGCCGAGCAUGAUAGACUCUUAGAAAUAACUCGGCAGAAUUAUGACAAUAUCAAAAAAGCUGACAUCUUAACGGCCAUGGAGAAUCUCAUAAAAGAAGACUACUUUAUUCAAUAUGCACGAAAAGAAUAUGAUGAAUGCAUUCAUAAUACAAAGAAAAGUAUGCUCUCACAUGAAUUACAAAGUGUUGAGAAAUUGGAAGAUUUAUUAAAAGCUAAAGAUCAAUCUCGCACAAAUUUAGUCCAGCAACUUCUCGAGGAUCAGGAUGUGCAGAAAGCUGUGGUGGCAUCUCUAGUUGAGAGAGUUGAUGCUAAGAGUUGGAGCUUAAAUCAAGAAAUAUCUUUAAUUUCUCGCCAUUUAGCUCGGCUAAGUGUCAUUGAACAAGAAAAAAAGAAGCUGCAUGUGGCAUGCAACUACAAUGAUCUACUGGCUCAAAGAAUGCAGCUUGUCACUCUGUUAGAUGAUGUUUUGCAUCAGAAAAAUAAAAGACGGAUAGAAUUGAUAGAGACCUUAAAAGAAAUGGAAAAUGAGACAGACAAGACUACUGAUUUCUGGCUUAAAAAUUAUCAAAAAUUGAUUGAUUUUGCUCCUAAGACAUUAUUAGAUGUUAGUAAGAAUUUAGAUCCCGUGUUGGCUAAUUAUUUAUUACAAGAAGGUGUAAUACAUUGUCUGCCAUUCUUGGUAAAGUUUUUAUUUUCUGAUAAUAAUAUAACAGACAUAACAUCAGAGAAAUUAAUUCAGUGUGGCAUAUCACAAUCUUCAGAUAGAGAUGGCAUUAUUAGAGCCAUAAAUUAUUAUGUUGCUACUAAAACCAACAGUUCAUUCUACAGCAGUGGUGUAUCUGCAGUUGAGCCAAGUGCACCAUCAAAAUCAGUAAUAGAAGAUCAAAAUUGCACUGGGGUUGUGAGCACAACAGAAACAGAGAAUGCGACAGUAGAGUCGGAAUGUGUGGUGUGUAUGGAUUCAAAAUGUGAAGUGGUGUUUGUACCAUGCGGGCACAUGUGCUGCUGCCACCGAUGUGCCGACGAGGAGAUGGUUUCUUGCCCCAUGUGCAGAGGCAAUAUAGAAAGGAAAAUCAAAGUCAUGGUUGCAACAUCACAUUAAUAUUAAAGUGACAUGUCAAUUACAAAAGCGACCAAUCAAUGUGGCUUUGAAGAUUACCUACUGGUGUCUAUAAUAAUUCCAUGUAAGUACAUAGUAUAGCGUUAUAUAAUAACAGCAUUGUUAACCGUUUUUGGAUGUUUUGCACAUAUAUAUUAAGAUAUGCCAUGGAAAAAUUACGAUAGGUACCUUUGAAUAGGUAACUGUAAAUACAGUAAAAGUGUAAAAAUUAAUUUAAUAAAAUGAUAUUCUAAAAUUGAACUACUUGUAAACAUUAAAUUAUCUAGUAAUACGUUUU
Molecule: messenger RNA, 2618 nt
Organism: Cydia splendana
Lineage: Eukaryota; Metazoa; Arthropoda; Insecta; Lepidoptera; Tortricidae
Product: E3 ubiquitin-protein ligase LRSAM1-like
Exons: 2
Coding region: 188-2323 (711 amino acids)
Molecular function (GO): protein binding
Source: RefSeq, a predicted model, not a curated record